GGUGUUUCAAGAAAUUUCGUAACAGUAGUUGAAGAAAAUCUCAACUGAUUCUCUCAUUCAACGGGAAAGAAAAAACUACAAUUCCUCUCUUAUUUACUUUCCACCUCUCCAUCUCCACUCUGUUUUUCUCUAUGCCAAACUAGCAGUAAGUACGUAGUACAAAAUAUUCCUUCCAGAUAUGGCGCCGCCGCCGGCAGAUCGUUCUUCUUCAUCUCCGCCGCCACCUCCUUCACCUGCCUCCUCCUUGCCGCCGCCGCCGGCGUCAUCUCCCCUCAAGAAGAAAGGAGGCUGGACAGCCAUUAAGUUCCUCUUAGGAAAUGAGUCGUUCGAGAAGUUGGCGUCGAUGAGCUUGAUCGCGAACAUGACGCUGUACCUGCAGAGCCAGUACAACAUGGGAGCGGUGUUCAACGUCACCGUCACCACCGUUUGGGCCGGCUCCUCCAACGUCGCUUCCCUGGCCGGCGCUUUCCUCGCCGAUGCCUAUUUCGGCAAAUUCCGCACCCUUCUCUACGGCAGUAUUUCCUCUUUUCUGGGCAUGGGGGUAAUGACACUAAUCGCCGCCGUCCCCCCACUCCGGCCGCCGCCGUGCACGAAAUCCUCCCCGGACUGCCAGGAAGCCGAAGGAUGGCAGCUGUGCGUCCUCUUCGCAGCGCUGACCCUCCUCGCCGUCGGCGCCGGCGGGAUCAGACCUUGCAACAUCGCAUUCGGGGCCGAUCAAUUCGACACCAGGACGCCCAAAGGAAGGUCCCAACUGGAAUGCUUCUUCAACUGGUGGUACUUCUGCUUCUCCGUCUCCCUCGCCGUCGCGCUUACCGCCGUCGUCUACAUCCAGACCGAAGUCAGCUGGGUCGUCGGUUUCGCCAUCCCCACCGCCUGCCUCAUCCUCUCCAUCUCCCUCUUCCUCAUCGGCCACAAAACCUACAUCCUCAAGUCCCCUCAGGGCAGCCCCUUCUCCGACAUGGUCCGUGUCGUCACCGCCGCGUUCAAGAAACGGAAGAUCGACACCCGACCAGACUCCCAUAUCCAAUUCCAUGACCCACCCGUAAACAACAACGACGAAGAAACAGGGAAAAAAACAGGGGAAGAAACAGAGGAAAAAACAGGGGAAUACUCUGUUUCUUCCAACAAUUCCAAGCUGUUACGAACGACAAGAAUGAAAUGCCUGGACAAGGCGGCGAUAAUCUUCGAUCCCUCCGAAAUCGACGAACAGGGGAAGGCGAAGAAUCCAUGGAGAUUGUGCACUGUGCAGCAGGUGGAAGGAUUGAAGCGAUUGGCGGCGACGUUUCCAGUAUGGGUGUCGGGAAUCCUCUGCUUCAUGCCGAUGGAGCAGCAGUCGGCGUUCGGAGUCCUGCAAGCGAUUCAAAUCGACCGGUCCAUCGGAAAAACCUUCCGGGUUCCACCGGGAUGGAUGGGGCUAACAUCGAUGGUGACUCUGGCGACGUGGAUUUUAACUUACGAGAAACUGCUUAUGCCUCUGGCGAGUAGAAUAACAGGGGAGAGCCAGAGACUGACGAUCGCGAAGCGGAUUCGAGUUGGGAUCGCCAUGUCGAUCGCGGCGAUGGUGGUGGCGGCGAAUGUGGAGAGGAAGAGGAGGGAUUCGGCGGUGAAGAUUGGGGAAUUCGUGUCGCCGGAGAGCUUCGCGAUCUUGAUGCCGCAAUUCGUGCUGCUGGGGAUCACGGAGGCGUUUGCUGCUGUUGCGGUGAUGGAGUUUUUCACAACCAGGAUGCCGGAGAAUAUGAGGACAUUGGCCGGGGCGUUCUUCUUCCUGUGCCUGUCGGCGUCGAAUUAUGUGAAUUCGGCGAUGAUUAAUAUCGUUCGCAAGGCGACGGCCGGCGGCGGGCGGACGCCGUGGCUCGGUGGGCAUGAUUUGAAUAAGAACAGGCUGGAUUAUUACUACUAUAGUCUUGCUGGGUUGGGGGUUCUGAAUUUUGUUUACUUCCAUUUCGUUGCGAGUCGGUACGUUACGGAGAACGACGGCGGCGGCGGUGGAGGGGGGAGAGAGGUGGAGGUGGAGAGCGGAGACGGUGGCGGAGGAGAAUUAGGCGCGGGAAAGAUUGAGUUGUUGAACGUGAAGGCGUAUGAAAGGAAAGGAGGGGCGCAGUUUUCUGGGGAUGCAUGCUAAAUGUUUGUUGAUUGGUGUUUGUGUUAAUAUUUAUUUAUUUAUUUAUUUAUGGAGGUCUGUCAGACGGUAGCUGGUCGUGGUUCUCGUUGUUUUCUGUGGUCUUUUUUGCAUUCAGCUUUAGGGUUUAAGGUAAAUGAGUAAUGAGACUGGACAGUGAAGAAAUGGAGUAACAUGGA
Molecule: messenger RNA, 2298 nt
Organism: Linum trigynum
Lineage: Eukaryota; Viridiplantae; Streptophyta; Magnoliopsida; Malpighiales; Linaceae
Source: the annotation of a GenBank genome assembly